Molecule: messenger RNA, 945 nt
Organism: Glarea lozoyensis ATCC 20868
Lineage: Eukaryota; Fungi; Ascomycota; Leotiomycetes; Helotiales; Helotiaceae
Product: NAD(P)-binding Rossmann-fold containing protein
Exons: 3
Coding region: 1-945 (314 amino acids)
Molecular function (GO): oxidoreductase activity
Source: RefSeq, a predicted model, not a curated record
AUGACAGCCGUGGCGAAGAGAAGAUUGGAAGCACUGAGCGAGCAGCUAGUAGCUCCUGUUCCUGAUCAAGGAAACUUCGAAAAUAUCCCCAAGCUCAAGAAGAUAGCGCCCGAUUCUAACGGUCCUCGAGUUCAGGGAAAGGUAGUCAUCAUAACGGGAACCAACUCCCCUCUAGGUAUUGGUCGAGCAUCUGCACACCAGUUUGCUCAGAAUGGUGCAAGAGCUGUGUAUAUUUGCGACUUCAACAAUGACAACCUCGAGACACAUAAGCGCGAACUUGCAUCAUUAUAUCCCAACGUCGAAGUACAUACACGAAAAUUCGAUGCGGCAAACGAGGAGUCGGUGAAGGCUGUGGUAGUUGACGCGAUCAAGGCCUAUGGCAGACUUGAUAUAUUCUUCGCCAAUGCAGGCAUUGUUGGGCAGCACAAACUAUUUGCGGACAUAUCUGCUGAGGAGUUCCUCUCCACUCUGAACACCAAUGUCGUUAGUGUUCAAUUAGCGGCCAAAUAUGCUGCACCAGCGAUGCGAAAAACCUCUUCCGAAAAGAAGUAUCCUUCUGGAAGUAUUAUAUGUACCGCCUCGGUAGCGGGUCUUCGAUCAAACGCUGGCUCUACGGAUUACUCUGCUUCAAAAGCAGCUGUGAUAUCGAUUGCUCAGACGGUAUCAUACCAACUUGCCGGCAGUGGCAUUCGAAUCAACGCUAUAUGUCCUGGUGUGAUCGAAACAGGAAUGACGGCUAUGAUGUAUGAAGCAGCAAGAGCUAGAGGAACAGAGAAGAAAAUAGGCCAGCUCAACCCUCUGAAUCGAGGGGCGCACGCAGAUGAGGUCGCAAGAGUGGCCUUGUUCUUGGGAAGUGAGGAAAGCAGUUAUGUCAACGGUCAAGCAUGGGCAGUUGACGGAGGGCUCAGUGCCGGACACCCCUUCGUUCCUGGCAAGCUUGGCUAG